This is a messenger RNA of Gongylonema pulchrum, 1209 nucleotides long. Lineage: Eukaryota; Metazoa; Nematoda; Chromadorea; Rhabditida; Gongylonematidae. The record is from the annotation of a GenBank genome assembly.
AUGAUAAUUGUUGUGCUAAUCAGUAAUACAUCAUGUUCGAUUGUGCAAAAAUUGCCAAAACCAAUUUGUAAAGGAAGUAGCAGUGAUAAUGUGUCAGCCUGCUACGAUGUGAUCUUUUUGGACAACAGCGAACAAAUUUUGCGGAAAUUUUUUGCACUUUUCGAAGAGUACCGUAUUGUGUUUUCCGCUGAACCAUUUUGUUGGCCUGAUAAAACCCUGGCGCCAACUUAUCCGCUCGUGAAUUUUGGAUACAGAUAUCUUAAUUCGGGUGUUUUUAUCGGUUUCGCUCCUGAAAUUUGGAAACUGAUAAGUUACGAAAAUGUUGAGGAUAAUGACGAUGAUCAGUUGUAUUACACACGCCUGUACUUGGAUGAUCAAAUUCGAGAUUCGUUAAAAAUAACGUUGGACUCGUUGGGUGUACUUUUUCAAAAUUUAAAUGGGGCCACUGACGACGUCCAUUUGCAACUGAGCGAUGAAACUAAAGCAUACCAGAUCCAUAAUUUCAUUUACGAUACCUAUCCAUCGGUUGUGCAUGGUAAUGGGCCCAGCAAGCUACAUUUGAAUCAGUUUGCUAAUUACAUUGGUCAGUUGAGAAGAGCGGAUUUUCCUUGCCGAAUGUGCAACACGAGUACGACGGAAAUGGAUUUACCAAAAUUAUUACUUUCAAUCUUUCUUUCCAAGCCGACUCCUUUUAUUCGCGAAUUUUUUGAAAACAUCAAAAAGCUGUCAUAUAAUAGUGCGCAAAUUGACCUCUAUGUAUAUUGCAAUCAGAAAUUCAUGGAAAAAGAGGCCGAUAUUUUUGUGAAGGAAGCAAAAGAGCAUUAUCGAUCAGUAAUCUACGACGAUAGCUCAGUCGAUAUUGGAGAGCGUGAAGCGCGUGCGUUUUCCGUGAGGCACAGCUUGGAAUUGGGCAGCGAUUUCCUUGUAAUGAUCGAUGGCGAUGUGCAUUUAAAUAACACACAAACUCUUCUGCUUUUGCUUGAUACAGCAAUGCAAAAAAAGUUGGACAUAUUAGCUCCUUUGGUUGGACAGCUGCAUAACUUAUUUAGCAAUUUUUGGGGCGCAGUUGCAGACAAUGGAUAUUAUGUAAGAUCCGAGGACUAUCUUGAUAUAUACGAUCGAAAAGAAACAGGCGUUUGGAAUGUACCGUAUAUCAGUUCGAUGAUAAUUGUUGCAAAACAAAAGGCAUGCCAUUCUGAAGCAUCUUAA